This is a messenger RNA of Macrosiphum euphorbiae (potato aphid), 1293 nucleotides long. NCBI's taxonomy places the organism in Eukaryota, Metazoa, Arthropoda, Insecta, Hemiptera, Aphididae. The record is from the annotation of a GenBank genome assembly.
AUGGAAGCAGAUGGUGUGCUACAAGGAUUUUCCAACAGCGUUGAAAUGCAUGGUCUUAAAUACAAUUGUUUAAUUGGUGAUGGAGAUAGUAGCGUUACUAAGCGGUUAGCCGAAAGUCGACCAUAUGGCUUUAACUUUACAAUAAGAAAAAUUGAGUGUAAAAACCAUCUUAUGAGAAAUUAUGCUUCGAAACUAACAACACUAGCUAGAAAUUCGAGUUACCCUCUUCGUGUUCGCAAAUUUAUAUUAUCAAACAUUAAGAGAUUUAGAUGUGAUGUUCAGAUGGCAGCAUUACAUUGGAGAAAAGAAAUCAAUAUUACCAAAACACAAAAAAUUAAAGGUCUCAGAAGUGAUUUAAUCAAUGCACCAUAUCACAGACUUGGUUAUCAUUCAAAUUGUAGGUCAUAUUUUUGUGAUCGAUCAAAACAAAUUCAAUUAAAUUUAGUCCCAGAAGCUGAAACUAGUGGAAUGAUGAGGGAAAUAGUGAACAUUGCUUCAAGGCUUGUAACUAAUGCGGAAAGUUUAUUAGAAAAUAAGACUUCUAAUAUCUGUGAACAGUUUAAUUCUGUUAUUAAUAAACACAUUGCCGGAAAACGAUUGAAUUUUAGUAGUAGAGGUAAUUAUAAUACGAGAGUAGAAGCUGCGAUUGUGUCAUUUAAUUCCAAACAAUAUUUAAGACAAAUUCAUAAAACAUUAACUAAAUGUAGUCCAGGAAUAUUUGGAAAAAAGUUUUUGAAGAACCGUCAAAGAAUACGGCUUAAUACCAGUAAAAGAAGGCAAUUAUUUCCGGAAAAAAGAAAAGCUAAAAAAUCUAAAACGGAUGGAGAAGACGAAGAUUAUGGACUGGCUGAACCUCUAAUAGAAUUUUUUUCAUCAGAAGAAAUGGAAAACAAAAAAAUUACAUUUUUAGAAGAAUUAGGUCGAGCUGAUGUAAAAAAAAUCGAAUUUGAAACUCGAGAACAAAGCAACAGUGAAAUGUGGUACAACGAACGUAAAAUACGACUAACAGCUUCAAGAUUUGGUCAAAUUUGUAAAAUGCGGUCAAACACUAGCUGCAAAAAUGUAGUUCAUAAUAUUUUAUAUGCUUCUGACAGUCUACAAACAAAAUCGGUACAGUAUGGUAGAGAAAUGGAGACUUUAGCUCGUCAAAAAUUUGAACAAUUGUCGAAAGAAAAAGUUUAUGAGAAUGGUUUGAUUAUAGAUCCAGAAUUUCCAUUUCUAGCUGCCAGCCCAGAUGGUCUUAUUGGUGAACAUUAUUUAUUGGAAAUAAAAUCGAUGCCAUUGAAGCAGUGA